Molecule: messenger RNA, 2101 nt
Organism: Saccoglossus kowalevskii
Lineage: Eukaryota; Metazoa; Hemichordata; Enteropneusta; Harrimaniidae
Biological process (GO): microtubule-based movement
Cellular component (GO): microtubule cytoskeleton
Molecular function (GO): ATP binding; microtubule binding; microtubule motor activity
Source: RefSeq, a predicted model, not a curated record
AUGAGUGAUAUGGACAAUAUAAUCCAUGAGCCCAAGGAACGACAGAAUGUGCACUACUACUUUGAUCAGAUGUCAGGUGUCUGGGUUAAAAUGCCGAUAUCAUGGGAACAACAUCACGAAUUUGUUAAACCAAUAGUUAAGCAAAUCAAGGAAACGUGUCCAGCAUGGAGUGAUAAAUAUGAUAUUAUUGCAUCAUUAAGAGCCAGUAACUAUGAUCUUGACGAUUGCAUAGCAACCUAUUUUACAAUCGGUGAUACAGGUGUCAUGGAUAUGCCAGAUAGAUACCCUGGUGGCAAUGCUGCAAUGGUCAAAGAAAAAGAGGAUAAAAUACGCUCAUUGGAAGCAAAGUUAACAAAACUGAAAUCAGAUUAUGAAGAAGCUUGCCGAGUAAACAAAGUUAUACUAGAAGAAAAUGAAAAAUCAUUAUCAGAGUUACGAAAGCUACGUGACCAGUUAUCCGAGUCAGAAAUUGAAGCUAAAACAGCCCAUCUGAGAGUUGUGUCAAUGCAACAAGAGAGACCAAUGACUGCCAGGCCGAUGACAGCGAGACCUGGUACAUCAAGAACUAGAAGACCCAAAACACCUGAGAUAGAAACAGCUCCACCAGAGCCAGAAGUACUGACUUUACAGUGUGAACCGGAACCAGAAGUUGGACCAGUCAUUGACGAUGAAACAUUGAAGGCAGUCAACAAAGAUGUAAAAGAAGUUGACAAGAUGAAUAAAAGUUUAAAACAUCUUGUGAAAACUGGUUUUGAAGAUUUAAAGCAGUUAACACAGCAAGCCAUGGGUGGACUGAAGCAACUAAGAAGUCUAGACACCAAUACUUCGUCUGAGCUGGAAAAUAUAAAAGUACUUUAUAGGAAAGAAUGUCUGCAAAGAAAAAUACUCUACAAUAAGAUUCAAGAACUACGUGGCAAUAUCCGUGUGUUCUGUCGAUGUCGCCGUGACGACCGAGUGGAGUGCUCGCUCCAGUUCCCAACAGAUCAUGAAAUACAGUGCACCAAUCCUGCGGGUGGAGUUAAAAAGUAUAAAUUUGAUCGAGUAUUCACACCUAAAUCAACACAAGAUGAGGUGUUUACUGAAGUGAUGCCAAUCAUUACAUCAUGUGUGGACGGUUAUAACGUAUGCCUGAUGGCGUAUGGACAGACUGGGUCUGGUAAGACGUACACUAUGAUGGGACCAUCUGACAAUCCUGGCGUUAACUUGCGAGCUGUUACCGAGCUAUUGAAGAUAUGCAAUGAAAGGGAGAAAAUCAGAUACACACUAAAGGUCUCGUUACUAGAAGUUUAUAAUGAGAACCUACAAGACUUACUAACAGACAAAGACAGUCCUAAUCUGGAUAUCAGAAUGCAAGGUAAAAGACUACUAGUGCAAGGUCUGACUGACGUUGUUGUGAGGAACGUUGAUGAUAUUCAAGCUGUAAUGGCCAAAGGUGAUGCCAAUAGAACAACUGCUGCCACCAAAAUGAACUCAACAAGUUCUCGUUCACAUUUAUUAUUGAUGAUAUUUGUGGAGGGCGUUGACACUGUUUCAAACGCUACGUCGUACGGAUCACUGACACUAGUAGAUCUUGCUGGGUCUGAAAGAAUUGCUAAAACUGGAGCCACUGGACAGACGCUUGUAGAAGCCGCUGCAAUCAACAAGUCGCUGACUUCAUUAGGGCAGGUGUUUACUUCAUUACGUACCAAUGCUUUACAUGUGCCGUAUCGGAAUUCUAAACUAACCCACCUAUUACAGUCGUCAUUAAGUGGCGAUGCUAAGGCGUGUUUAUUUGUGAACGUCAGUCCCGAUGCGGAGAAUAUCAGCGAGAGCAUUAGCUCAUUGUCAUUUGGAUCAAACGCCAGACAAGUAGCUUUAGGGAAAGCCACACAGAAUGUCACCAAAGGCCAGUGAAACAACCAAAGAUGAGGAACAUUCACCAAAAACUACUUUUUAGAAAGUACAAUAUUUGUGGAGAAAUUAUUUUGUAUUUGAAUUAAAGAGUGCAAACGUAUGUACAUAACAGUUCCGUCCAUUUUAUAUUUGUCAGAUUUAUUUUAAUAUUUAAGAAGUUAUAAAUAAAUGUACAGAGAAAAUAUCUAAAUCAAACACUAUAGGGGCC